UUUUUUUUGAAAGAUAGUUUUUGGAAAGUUGUAUGAAGAACUCGAGAGACGAAGCGAGCGUUCUCUCUCUAGAGAGGGAAGAGAAGAGGUGACACAGAGAGAGAGCGAUGGGCUCAUCUACUGCCAUUUUUGUGUUCUUCCUCUUAGUUUUGCUUUCGAUCUCCUCACGUUCGACCCCUGUGUCAGGCAUUGAUGUGCAAAAUCCAUCUCUUGAUGUAACUCCAUCCACCCUCCCUGGCCAUACAUUAUCUGCUCGUGGUUCUAAAGAUGUUUUACUGUGUAAGCGUAUUCGAGUUGCUGGUCUAUCGAGAUCAAAACUUGGGAGAUAUGCCAGUUCGUUUAAGGUUACUGUGGCCCCAUCGGUAGCUAUCCCUGAGAGAUUACAUAGCAAAAUUCAGAUUUGUUUUCACCAGAAUGCUUCCCUUGGAUUAUGUCAAUGUGAGAAGAAUGAAUGGAAAUCUGUCCAGAAGGGGCUAUGGAGCUCUUUCAUGUCACCUUAUCGGGACAGAUACAUUGAUGUCAAGUUUGUUGGUGAUGUUUCUGGUUCUGUCACUGUCACUGUUGAAGAAGAGUUUCAACGAUGGCGUCUGCUUUGUCUUGCAUUGGGUCUUCUUUGUCUUCUCUUGGCACCAAUUAUCAGCAGUUGGGUUCCCUUUUAUUAUAGCAGUUCAAUGGCCAUUGGUGUGUUGCUUGUCAUUAUAAUCCUUCUGUUUCAGGGAAUGAAAUUAUUACCAACUGGAAGGAAAAAUGUCUUCUACCUUACUAUAUAUGGAUCAGUGCUUGGAGCAGGAUCUUUUCUGUUACAUCAAUUUUCAAUGUUUGUUAAUUCUAUUCUUAUCAAUUUUGGGCUGAGUGAAGAGAUGCACAACCCUGUGUCUGUAUUUCUACUGGUCUUGAUUAUUCUUGCAGGAGCUGCUCUAGGUUACUGGAUUGUGCGGAAAUAUGUUAUUUCAGAAGAUGGAAGUGUGGAUGUUGGCGUAGCUCAAUUUGUGAAAUGGGCAAUGCGCAUCAUUGCGGCAACAUUUAUUUUUCAGAGCACUCUUGAUACUCCUUUGGCAAUGGGGGUACUGGUUACUUGUGUGACAAUUUGCUCUCUUAUCACUUCUUCAAAGUGGCAUGUUCUAGAGUAUCCAUCAUGUUUUGGGGACGAGACUUGGCCACAAAGUGGUGCUUGGACAACUCCAAAGCACAAUCGUGCUGAGUUCCUUAAUAGGUCAAAGAACAUGGGUGCUCGAGGAACAUUGUUGAAUAGCCCAAGGAGUUUGUCUGCUUGGUCCAAUUCUCCUGUUGAAGGUUUGGUGUCACCUUCUAACAGUAGAGUGAUACGAAAUGAGCAGAAUUACUAUUCUACCUUCCAUAAAACACCCAACAGAAAGAAGUUCUCAAAGGAAGAGUGGGAGAAAUUCACAGAGGAAUCAACGAGGGAAGCCGUGGCUCGGUUGACAUCCUCCCCAGAGUUCACUGAUUGGGCCAUUAAGCAUGCUGAUAGAAUACAAGUCCUUCCGGAUGACAGUUCGGAUGAAACAAUUGGAAGUGGGUCAGAUGAGCAGAAUGCUGUAGUGAUUGGAACUUGGUCUAACUUAAAAUAUUAGAUGAGUUACUCUAGGGCUUCAUGUGGCCAUUUUUGAAAAUUUAGAUGAGAUCUUGCUCCCUUUAUGUGGUGAUCGUUAUCAAACGCAUUGGUUCUCUUGAUACCUAUGCCUCCAUUAAGGUUUAAGGUUUCAACCCUCAAGGGCUUGAUACUUAAGGGCUUGAUACCGCUGGGCGACUAUUUGUUUUUGUAACCAUAGUUGUAUUGAUGAAAGCUCAUUUGUGAAAAAUUUCAAUCAAGUAUAUAGUCAGUUAUUGUGCCCAUCUCUCUCACUCACGUGGAUGGCAUGGACCUCAAUAAUACGUCUUUUUCUGAGCUAAUCUUACACAUGGACCAAGUACCCAAGUCAAUUUUUCUGGAAUUUGGACGGAUUGGGCUUCAAUAUUGUAUGCAUAUUUUAUUGUGAUGUUACGUAA
Messenger RNA from Cornus florida, 2007 nucleotides. RefSeq lists its product as uncharacterized. The record is from RefSeq and is a predicted model, not a curated record. The transcript has 10 exons. NCBI's taxonomy places the organism in Eukaryota, Viridiplantae, Streptophyta, Magnoliopsida, Cornales, Cornaceae. The coding region runs from base 108 to 1592 and encodes 494 amino acids.